Messenger RNA from Lepidothrix coronata (blue-crowned manakin), 5715 nucleotides. RefSeq names its product G protein-coupled receptor 156 (gene GPR156). Gene Ontology annotation, cellular component: G protein-coupled receptor heterodimeric complex; membrane. Bases 2572 to 4854 code for a protein of 760 amino acids. Gene Ontology annotation, biological process: gamma-aminobutyric acid signaling pathway; G protein-coupled receptor signaling pathway. Lineage: Eukaryota; Metazoa; Chordata; Aves; Passeriformes; Pipridae. The record is from RefSeq and is a predicted model, not a curated record. The transcript has 11 exons. Gene Ontology annotation, molecular function: G protein-coupled GABA receptor activity.
GUAAAACCAAGAGUAGGUGAGACUUCCAAAGGGACUGCUAAAACUCUUGGCUUCUGGGACCCACUUGUGAAACACCAGUGUGUGUUACAGAACCAGACCCUGCUUUACUUCUGGUGUAGUGUUGCAGAAAUUUGCUCUGCAGUUUAAAGGUAGAAGGAACUCAUAAGCAAGAUAAAUACACAAACAAGAGAAGGUGGUGUCAUGGUAGACUUGUCCAGCAAUAUGAAACAACAGUUCUAAACUUCUUGAAUUGUUUCUCUCUUAAUAUGCUAACCCUUGAAACCUGUAAAUGACUUUUUGAAUGUUAAUUUUCUGAUCAUGUUAACUGGGUAAUGUGCUUCCGUUUCCUGAGUAAUGCCAUGUUUCCUCCUACAUCCUGAAGAGUUUUGUGAUCUAUUGCCAAAAUGUUUUGGAUCCUGCUGUGCAAUUACCAGUUGUCAUUGCAGAAAUGUAGUGUAUUGGAAAAUGGGACAGUGGGAAACAAGAAUUACUUGAUAUUAACUUCAGCAGGAACUAUUUCAGAGAUGGUUCAACUUCAUAUGUAAUGAAGAACUUCUCAAAUUAUGCAGCAGCUCCAUUUCAAAUAACAUAAAAUACCAAGGAAUGCAGUGACCUUGCAGCAAUAGCUAGGCUGAGAACAUUCUUGCUUCUUUUUUUAACUAAUUUAAGGAUACCCUUUUCUAUGCCUUCUUAAUACCUACCUUAUAUUGGGAAACAAAAUCCUGGAAGUGCUAAUUCCUGACAUGAAUUGGCCCUCUUCUAAUCUCAAGGAGCAAAUCUUGUCUCUCAGACCACCUUCUCUGCUUUUAGCACUAAUGCAACAAAAAGAGUGCAGAUGAAACAUGAGUUAUGUAGAUACCUGAAGCAGAUGCUCAGAAUGUCAAAUUGACAUUUUAAGCUCAUGGAGUUGCACAGAUCUAAAGGGGAGCAUAAUGUUGCACUGAAAGUACAUCAUCAUAAAGAAGAUCUAUAUGUUUCCUACUCAGAUGGACUGCCUUGGGGGAUCAAGAGCUGAAUGUACACACCUUUCUCUCUGCUUUAAGGUUGUGAUUUGUAGAUGCCAGCCUUUAAAAAAAAGUUUUUGGGAGAAAGCCCUAGUGCUGUAUUAAAGAAGGCCAGGGCCAUCUGCACCCUUGGUCAUGGUGUGGAUAUGGCUUGCCAUGUCCGAGUGACUUUUCCCCUUCCAAUAGCCCCUGCUCUAUGGUGACUUAAUGUAAGAGGAUGAGAGCUUGUGGUUUUGUACUGCAGCUUGCUGCAGGCUCUCCUCUCCCCAGUCAGCAAAGUGGAGAGUUUUCCAAGGAGGUUUAUCAGCAAACAAGUCUUUUUUAGGAAUGAGGAGAAGGUAGUCCACAGCAGAGCCCAAGUCCGGCUUCCAGUUGUGGCGAGAUGAGGGUGCAGCUCAUCUGGUGUCAGCUCAAGGGCUGAUCACCCAAGGAAGACCUAGGACUCCCUUCUCUUAGUCCUGGCCUGGGACUUACUGGUGGUAGCUCAAAGCUUCCUCCCAGAUUGGUAAAGGAUUAAUGUAUUUUCAGAGUCCAAGUGCACUGUCCAAGUGCUCUGUCUGUAACCCCUUUCUUGACUCCAUGGAAAACUAGGACCUGAGGUCAGUACUGAUUAGGAAUUUGUACAUUUAUCCUUAAUAUUACACUUUGACCAGAGUGUCAAGGCCCCACAAGGCUGGCUGCCAUUUACACAUCUCUGAAGAUCAUUGUGUUGGCAAAUAAAUGAUUUCAUCAAGCUGUGUCACUCCACAUGUAAGGCAACGUGACAGACCAGCGUGUUACAGGGUCCUUGCCUGUGACACCAACAAUGAUGAGGUAAGUUGGGAGGGCAAACAAACCCUUCAUCUGGGUGAUAGUUUGGGUGGGGGCAGGGGGUCACAGACUUAGCCCAGCAGGUUGGCAUGUUACCCUUUACACCUGCAAGGACACAAAUAUUUACUGCUGGUGAAAGGAUCAGUAUGAAAGGCACUGGAUUGUUGUAUUUGGGGGUUGUCCCUGACAGAGUAAAUUUCAGCCUUACAGCUUUGAAAACGGAUAGGAAAGGAAAAUGCCAUUGUGGAAAAGUGUGUUUCAGUAAUUCCUGGUGUUCCUGGCAUCCAUAGUAAAAGGUACUUUGUAACAAACAUGCGUAGUAUUGAUCAAACAUUGUCCUUUGUGCCAGACAACGUUAUGCGAUUGCCGUCCAAAGCCUUGCUUUGCCAAAGCUGAUAAAUGUUUAUUAACUCGGUAGGGCAGCCCCAUUGUUCCUCGGAACAGCCAUGUGAUGGGUGUAGAUGGCUUAAUGGGCUCUGCUUGUGAGCAGGAUGGCACUGAAAAAGUCUUCACCCAACUGGCAUAUCAUGGGAAUGGGAGGAGUGCGGAUGGAGAUCUGGAUUCUAGAAGCUGGUAUAGCAGUGCUCGGGAUGCCACCGUGCUCCGUGGGAACCCAAGUUCCAUGCUGACUCACUUCGCUGCACAGGACACCCCAAGGGACACUGGGAGGUGGGCACUCCCUGUCCUGGCCCUGGAUGUGCACCACACCAGUUUGGUAGGGGCUAAGGUACGGCUGGAUAACGGCUGAGGAUGUGCUAUGGAGCCGGGAUUCAACUGCUCUGAGCUCUGCGAUGGCAGCUCCAGUUUUGACAGCCAGCAGCAGCGGGCACUGCAGGAGCUCUGCACUGUAACAGUGACAUCUUUUGACCACAGUGGGAAGAGCUUCCCAUCCUUCUCUGCUGGUCUCCUGGGAGUUGUGUGGACAUUCCUGACUGGAGGAGUCCUGCUAGCGCUCUUCUUUCUCAUCUUCACAAUUCGCUUCAGGAAAAACAGGAUCGUGAAGAUGUCCAGCCCCAAUCUCAACAUUGUGACCCUGCUGGGCAGUGGCUUGACUUACACGAGUGCUUACCUCUUUGGGGUUCAGGAGCAGAGCCUGCCUUCUGGAGACUCCAUGGAAAAGCUUAUUCAGGUGCGGCUCUGCCUGCUGUGCGUGGGCACCUCCCUGGUGUUUGGCCCCGUCCUGGGGAAAAGCUGGCGGCUCUACAAGGUGUUCACCCAAAGGGUGCCGGACAAGCGGGUGAUUAUCAAAGACCUCCAGUUGCUGGCAAUGGUGGCAGCAUUGGUGCUGGCAGAUGCUGUGUUGCUCUUGACGUGGGUAUUUGCCGAUCCAGUCCAGUGCUUCCGAAGCCUCGGCGUCUCACUGCGGGCGACAGAGAAAGGCAUGACCUGCUCCAUGAACCGGGUGCAGUCCUGUGCAUCACUCUAUUCUGAUCUUUGGCUCGUUCUCAUUUUAGGGUUUAAGAGUAUUCUCCUGCUGUAUGGGACCUACUUGGCCGGUCUGACCGACAGUGUCAGCUCCUCACCAGUCAACCAGUCCUUGACACUCAUCGUUGGGGUCAACCUCGUUUUCCUGGCUGCUGGCACUAUCUGCUUAGUUCAUCGUUUCUUCCGUACUUGGCACAACUUGCUGUUUGGUUUUACCUCUGGAGGAAUUUUUGUGUGUACAACCACGAUCAACUGCUUCAUCUUUGUCCCACAGCUCAAGCAGUGGAAAGCCUUUGAAGAAGAAAGCCAAACUGUGAGCCACAUGGCAAAAUAUUUCACCAGCCCAAGCAGGAGCUGCCGCUCGGUGUACAGCGAGGAGCAGCUCUACCAGCUGAUAGGGGAGAAGAACUCCAUGAAGCGGCUGCUCACCGAGAAAAACGCCGUGAUUGAAAGCCUGCAGGAGCAAGUGAGCAGCGCCAAGGAGAAGCUGAUGAGGCUGAUGUCUGCGGAGAGCGACUGCAGUCCCCGUGCCUUGCCCGCAGCUCCCAGCACCUGGAGCUCAGGGGGGCAUGGGGAUGCACCAGGGGACCGCUGCCCCCCGGAUCCAGAGAAGGAUGGGUGGCAGCCUCCCUGCUCGCUGCAUACACCGCCUCUUUGCAGCAAUCCUCAGACCCUUCAGGAACAUGCAACCCACGAGCCUGUUUGCUCUCAGGUGCUGCUUUUUAACGCAGGGGGCAGCACUGAACGUGGCCUGAAAGAUGUCCAGGAGCGUGGGACACCUGCAGAGCAGGGGCAGCCUCCGGAGCAGCUGCCAGGCCAGGACAACUCAAGUGGUGUAGCCUGGGAGUCAUCCCCCAAAGUCAGCUAUAUAAACAGUGAGAAGCUGUGGGAAAUUUUGCAAGAGCUAAGCCUGGACGGCAAAAACUACAGCCCGGCCUUACCUGCAGGACCCCCACUUGGCAGCCGGGGCACCCCAGGCGACCAGGGAGAAACAUGGGGGGGCCAGGACGGCUACCCAAGCAUCCACACACCCCUCAGCCCCUACCUGGCAAGGCACCAUCGGAGAGUCCCUUUACCCCCUGCCUCCACCCACUUCCCUGGACAUGUAUCCCCUCGUGCCAACCAGAGGGUGAAGGAAGUGGGCAGCUGGAUCCAUAGAGAGUCAGCACACAUGUCCCUGGAAAGGGAAGGGGAGAUAGCUGGCAGAGGGUUCCUUCACCCCCCAGCACCAUCCUCUCCAGCCAUCCCUAGGGAGGUCUGCCUUCAGCCAGAGGGGUGGCUAGGAUGGCCAGAGUCCCAGGGUGCUUCAUCGUGCAUCCCGCAGGAGCAGUGGCGGUGGCGGGGCACCCCAAGGGGACCUGCUGAGCCUUCCCUGCGCUCACUGUACUACUACCCAGACUCUGACUCCAGCAGCAGCAGCUCUGAGGAGAUGUUUCACGGCUGCCACCGGCCCUGCUGCGAGGUCUGCUUCCAGAGCCCACGUGGCUCCCUGGACAGCAGCAGCACGGACACGGACACAGAGCCCAGUGACUGCAUGGACCACCAGGCAGAGCACCACAGUGGGCCCCAGCCUGUGGUGAAUUUCAAAGACGAUCUGAAACCUACCUUUGUGUGACUGGGAGCACCCCUGCCCCAGGAGCAAGUGCCCUCCCACCCCUGAAACACUGCAUGUUUUCAGCAAUGCUAAAGCUGCAUGUCAUUCUGGGGGAUGUACCUUUUUUCUGGAAUCUGGGGAUCAGGAAUAAACCUUGCCCCGUUCUGGGUUGCAGUGUCAGCUCCAGCCUGAUCAGCCAUGACUGCAGACUGAGUUUGGCUGAGAGUGGGUUGGAAGCACUCAGGGAGGUGGCUGUGCUUUUGUCCUGGCUGCUCUGGGCAGAGAUACUUGGCACUUCUGUCGUUCCUAGUGCUGGCAGUGGAAAGACUGGGGCUGGGUGGCCUGUGAGAGCCCACACUUCAUCACCUCAGAGGGCUUUCCCUGUGAGAACUGGGUGAUUUGCACUGGCAGGGAGCAGCACGAACACACAUGGCUUCUUGCACACAGCAUAGGUACAGAGAGAGGACUCCUUCCUUCCCCCGAGGCUGCUGAUAGAGAGCCUCCCACUGGCAUCAUACCCAGCCGGGUGCAGAAGCAGUUGCAGGCUGCCACUCACCUCGGGCGUGUUGCUCUUGGGCAAAGCAAGGACCUUGGGGUGGGGUUUGUACAGGAACCUUUUGGAUUUUGGUGCAUUUUUUGUAGCAUAUGAGUGAGAAAAUCGAGUCCAAAGGUGAUGUCCCAGGAGGUGUCUUCACAUUUUGUAUAGUUCAGGUGCAUGGUUAUAGAUGAGACUCAGGUCAGAGCUGAAGAGAAAGGUAAGCUAAUGGUUGUAAAGGAGGAUAUGGAAAGGUUUUUCUUUUUUUACCUUGUUUUCUGGGGCUUGUGUCCUUCUGUAUGUCUUUGUAUGGAUGAUGUAGUUGGAAUAAGGUUUGUUUAAAUUAA